AUGUUGUCGUCCAAGAAUUCUGCAUUGGAGAGCAAAGACAAUGAAAUCUUUGAGGUCGAAGAAUCCAUUGCCAUUCAAUCUGAGCUCAUCAAAACCAUGGCGACCAUGGUGAACAGCAAGGCCUACGUUAACGAACGUAAUCAAAUGGGAUGCUGGAAACAAGCCAAUUAUCACGUCGAGCAAAACAACAAAAUUGUUGAUGAAGAACUAAGCGAUUGGGAAUCAAAAUUCUUUGAGGUUGAUAUGGAUGAUCUUCACGAGCUUUUCAUGGCAGCCAAUUACCUGGAAAUUGAAAGCUUGUUGAAUGGAGUGGCGAAACGAGUUGCGGACAUUAUCAAAGCUUGCAUGAAUGUUGAGGUAAUUCGUCAGACUUUUGGAAUUAACAACGAUUUUGCUGCUCAACAAGAAGAGGAAAUUCGUAAGCUUAAUUCUUGGAACCAUAUUUGA
Molecule: messenger RNA, 447 nt
Organism: Gossypium raimondii (Peruvian cotton)
Lineage: Eukaryota; Viridiplantae; Streptophyta; Magnoliopsida; Malvales; Malvaceae
Product: SKP1-like protein 11
Exons: 2
Coding region: 1-447 (148 amino acids)
Biological process (GO): SCF-dependent proteasomal ubiquitin-dependent protein catabolic process
Cellular component (GO): cytoplasm; nucleus
Molecular function (GO): cullin family protein binding
Source: RefSeq, a predicted model, not a curated record